AUGACUGUCCAGAAGCUGGUGGCCUCGGCUGUGCUGGUGGCCCUUGUGUCUCUGGUGCUCAACAACGCGGCGGCCUUCACCCCUCAUUGGGUGCACCAAACGCUGGAGGACGGGCGUCAGCGCAGUGUGGGGCUCUGGAGGGCCUGCUGGCUGCCGGACCGGACACGCAGCGGGCCGCCCGAGGAGCACCAGUGCCAGGCUCUGAGCUGGGGCUCGGAGGCAGCUGGCUUCCAGGAGGCUCGGGCCACCGUCAAAUUGCAGUUUGACAUGAUGCGCGCCUGUAACCUGGUGGCCUCAGCGGCCCUGGCAGUGGGCCAGCUCACCUUCGUGCUGGGCCUGGCCGGGCUACCCCCAUGCUGGGAGGAGGCCACUGCCGCUGCGUUCCAGCUGGCAAGCUUUGUGCUGGUCAUCGGUCUGGUGACCUUCUACAGGAUCGGCUCCUACACCAGCCUGUCGUGGUCAUGCUACCUGAACAUCGGCGCCUGCCUCCUGGCUACCCUGGCAGCUGCCGUCCUCAUCUGGGACAUUCUGCACCGCAGGGAGGACUGCAUGGCACCCCGGGUCAUUGUCAUCCGACGCUCACUCACAGCCCGUUUCCGCCGAGGUCUGGACAAUGACUAUGUGGAGUCCCCCUGCUGA
This is a messenger RNA of Chrysochloris asiatica (Cape golden mole), 639 nucleotides long. RefSeq names its product transmembrane protein 204 (gene TMEM204). The transcript is spliced from 3 exons. NCBI's taxonomy places the organism in Eukaryota, Metazoa, Chordata, Mammalia, Afrosoricida, Chrysochloridae. Bases 1 to 639 code for a protein of 212 amino acids. The record is from RefSeq and is a predicted model, not a curated record.